Oxyura jamaicensis (ruddy duck) is the source of this 5487-nucleotide messenger RNA. RefSeq names its product solute carrier family 36 member 4 (gene SLC36A4). The transcript has 11 exons. Gene Ontology annotation, molecular function: L-proline transmembrane transporter activity; L-alanine transmembrane transporter activity. The record is from RefSeq and is a predicted model, not a curated record. Gene Ontology annotation, biological process: L-alanine transport; amino acid transmembrane transport. Lineage: Eukaryota; Metazoa; Chordata; Aves; Anseriformes; Anatidae. The coding region runs from base 230 to 1708 and encodes 492 amino acids. Gene Ontology annotation, cellular component: vacuolar membrane.
CAGCGACAAGGGCAGGUGCUUAGCAGGGCACCCAGUGACAGGACUGGCGUUGUGCUGGGGCACAGAGACAAGCUCCAGGCUGAGGAGGCGCCAUUCCCGCUCUCCGUCCCUCAGCUCUCUCCCUUCCGCCGGCUCUCUGCAGCUCGCCCCCGCUCCCCAGGCGCAUGCGCAGCGGCUGUGGGCGCCGGCCGGCUCCACCGUGGCGGAAGGAGAGGAGGCCGGCACGGAGAUGGACGCCGCCGGCAAGGAAGAGAUGGAUAUGGAAGUAAUGAAGCCUUUAAUUGAUGAACAAAAUUCAGACAGCAUCUCAGAUGAGGAACAUGAAAAUGACAUCCUGCCAGUUGAGAAGCAUUACCAACUUGAAAAUGAAGAAGGCAUUACGUUUAUACAAACACUUACCCACCUCCUCAAAGGAAACAUUGGAACUGGGCUUCUUGGUCUUCCACUUGCAAUAAAAAAUGCUGGCAUUGUGAUUGGACCAAUCAGCCUCGUGUUCAUAGGAAUUAUAUCUGUUCAUUGUAUGCACAUCUUGGUACGUUGCAGCCACUGUCUAUGUCAGAGGUUGAAAAAAUCCUCACUGGGGUAUAGUGAUACAGUUAGUUAUGCCAUGGAAGUGGGGCCUCUGACUGCUCUUCAGAAAAGAUCUUCCUGGGGAAGGUAUAUUGUGGACUUUUUCCUAGUGAUAACACAGCUGGGAUUUUGUAGUGUUUAUGUUGUGUUCUUGGCAGAAAAUGUGAAACAAGUCCAUGAAGGAUUCUUGGAAAUCAAGUCUGCUUCUAUAAAUGUCAGUGCCACCAGCAAUUCUGAGAAAAGGAGUACGGAUUUACGAGUGUACAUGCUGUGUUUCCUGCCGUUUAUGAUCCUCCUGGUCUUUAUUCGUGACCUUAAGAGCCUGUCCUUGCUUUCACUGCUUGCCAAUUUGUCCAUGGCUGUCAGCCUUGUCAUCAUUUACCAGUAUAUUGUUAGAGAUAUAACAGAUCCUCAAAAACUGCCUCCUGUGGUUGGCUGGAAGAAAUAUCCUCUGUUUUUUGGGACAGCAAUAUUUGCUUUCGAAGGAAUUGGUGUGGUACUGCCAUUGGAAAACAGAAUGAAGGACACCACACGGUUCCCACAGGCACUGAACAUCGGCAUGGGGAUAGUCAUGACCUUGUAUAUCUCACUAGCCACUCUGGGGUAUCUGCGCUUUGGGGAUGAAAUCAAAGGCAGCAUCACUUUAAACCUGCCACAAGAUAAGUGGUUGUAUCAGUCUGUAAAAAUUCUGUACUCCUUCGGGAUUUUUGUGACCUAUUCGAUCCAGUACUACGUUCCUGCAGAGAUCCUCAUUCCAGCCGUCACCUCCAAAGUGGAGCAGAAGUGGAAGUUACCCUGUGAACUUGUGGUGAGAACACUAUUAGUCUGCUCAACCUGUGCUGUAGCAGUUCUGAUCCCUCGCCUGGACCUGGUGAUUUCUUUUGUUGGAGCUGUCAGCAGCAGCACUCUGGCACUGAUUCUGCCACCGCUGGUUGAAAUCCUCACUUUCUACAAGGAAAACAUAAGUUUGUGGACGAUAUUCAAAGACCUUUUCAUAGCUGUCAUUGGAGUCGUUGGCUUUUUAACAGGGACGUAUGUGACGGUUGAAGAAAUCGUUUACCCUGCAUCCUUGGUUCUAACUAACACAACGGAGAGCAUCUCUGCUGAUUUGAAUGCUACAAACUUGGUGGUUGGCUAAAAGUAACGACCAUACGCCAUGAACUAUUUUGUUCCUUAAUGAGAAUCCAAGAUGGAUGGCAGACCUGCACAUGGGACAAAUUCCAGUGGAUUUUAAAUGAAUUAUCGAAAAAUUGCAUGCAGCCCUUUCUCACUCUGUUGUUUGUUCUUUCUCUCAUUACUUCAGAUCUGCUACCUGAAUUUACCCCUUUGCUCUCAAUCUUCUGUGCUCAUCUAGUGAAAAACUGAAUUGGUGUCAGGAUUUAAAAUACAUACAAUGAUACAGGAAGGUAAUGUGAUCUUAGAUUAUUUGCAAAACAGAAGAAGGGUUUUCCUAAGGAAGUCAAGAUGCUUUCCUCCUCAGAAAAGGUGGAAGUCAGUCCGUCCAUCAUAUCUCUACACAAAGUCUAGGCACUACUGUUUUCUCUCCAGCUCUGUUUUAAGGGCUCGUGUGGGAGUUCAGUGAUGCACAGACCUUCUCUUGGUUGUCUCUAGCGGGAUGCACCCCAGUGAACCAGGGACACUAGUGUUAGAAAUGAAGACCUGUGUUUUUUAUUUCCAUUCUGGGGACUUUGACGUUUGCCUUGGCAAAACUUUCAGGUGGUUACUGUUGUGUAGCUCUGGUCCCCGGGAGCCGGAUUGUCUGGAAUCACAGAGUGUUGUGCAGAAUGACAGUCGCUCUUGCGCAGUCUUUCCACAUUGGCUCCAAGGGGAGCUCUUCAAGCAACUGGAAGCACCAAACCCUCUUAGCACAGGCUAGUAUGGCAGACCUGUGGUUGGUGGGUUACCUGACAGUAAGCAUAAAGGCACUUUUUCAUGCUGACAGUUUGAACAUUCAAGCUGAAAAAUGGACAAGUGAGACAGAGGGGCAAGGCUUAGAGGUAAAGGCUGCAUCCUUUAUUAGAGCAAAAGAGGAAAAUGGCAUCCAUGGAGCUCUGCAGAGCCACGGGGGUAGGGCAGUCCCGAGCAGCUUCAGGUUUCAUGAUGGUAACUUCUUUUUGAGAAAGAAAAGGAUGAAACACUAGUUUCUAGAAUGGAGCUUACACCAUACUUUCACACAUAUAAGCUGUGGGUUAUCUGUGAAGGAACUUGUAAUUCACAGCACUGUGAGUUGCAGGGGGGCACAGAGGGUUUCUGCUUUGAAGCCUAUUUUCCCUAGAGUGCCCACCUGCCUGCAGGCUGUCUGAAGGUGUGGGUUGUCUCAGGACUUGCUUUCGACUGCUGGUACUGUAGAAAGGUACAGCUUGUAUGAGAUAUAGGGCAUACAUGUGAAAAUGAUAUAUUUUUAGCAAGUAAUUAUUUAUCUCCUUUGUAUUUUGAAGGAAAUGUUACAAAAUGUUGUUUAUUAGAGCAAUAUUACUUUCUUUAAUGAAGCAAAAAAAUCCAACACCACAAAAGAUGAUAUGAGUAGUUUAUUUUUGUACAUUUUGGUAACUGCUGCCCUAACCCAUUUUUUACACUGUUACUUUAUCCUUAAUUUCAAAUGUACAAAUGUAUAAAAUGGUAUUUUUUUUUCCCUUUACAUAUUGCUGUGUACAUAUUGCUAAGUCUGUAGACUAACUAUAUUUCUACUGGAGCAUAUAACAAUUAUUUUUGCAUGCUUAUGUUCUGCCUUAAAUAGGAUCUAACAUGCCCUUUACUAAUUUUUACUUCUUUUGUCCAUUUUGGAAGGAAAAAAGAACAUGUUGAUAAGUUGGUAAUUGGGUAGAAACGAGUUCUGUUCAGCAAGCAAGCGUGCUGAGUCCCCAGCCAGAAUCCUGAUUUUCAGGGCUCAUAUUUGACUUUCUGGCUCACACUGCAAAGGUGACUUUUCACUCCAAAUGCCAAAGCUAUAUUUUUGGUCUUGUUUCCUAAAAACACUCUAUAUUUUGUAAAAUAAUAGAACUGUAUUUAUCAUAGUCCUUUCUGUUAUGAAGAAAUUCCUUUUUCUAAGGAAUAUAUUUAACUAUAAUGUUCCUCCAAGACAUAUGGUAUGCCAAAACCUCUUUAUUAUAUUCAUACAAAUUAAGAAUUUAUGUAAUAUUUUGGUUGCUUUCUGUAUAUUCCUCAGAAAUUUACCCUUUGGUAAUCUAACAUUUUGCAUUACAGUGCUAAAAUAAUAUAGAGCUAGAUAUAUCUAUAUUUAUAUUUUCUCUUCAGAAUAUUUCUCCCGUCAUCUGCCAUGCGGUGACUGUAUAUGAGCACUUUCGUCUCCACUGAAGGCAUUUCUGAUAGGGAUUUGUUACAGCAUGUAGUUUGAGCUGUGUGUCCUUGUUCAAGCAGUAGUUCUGAGCAAUGUUCUUAUUUUUAUUUUAGUGUUAAGUUAAAUACUUCCCAGGCACUUUGAAGGGCUGAGUCUCAGCUGGUUUAAUGCUAUGGUAUUAACCUUAUGUAUGAAAGUGCCGCUGAGGAGCAAACACAGGUAAUUUAACAGAGAGGCAAAAGGUAACUUCAGCUUUUUGUCUUCAAGGCUUUUUUAAGCUGUUUUGAAACAUAUUGAAGAUAAAUAUUUCAGUCUGCUUGGUAAUAAACCUGCUGUGUUCCUAAACCAUACACUGAUAGACUGUGUUUCUGUGCAACAUGUGUCACUUGAUACUAAAUAUUUCUGCAUGGAACAUGUUUAAUGGGACCAAUAGUGUUUAAAUUAAAGCUAUUUUUCCUGAUUUGCAUCUGUCUACCCACAUGUGUUUGGAAAAUAAGGGAUUUUCAAGUCCAUUCAUAUCAUCUGUUCUUCAGUGAUUGUGUCCUAGUGAACACCUCUGAGAAAGUCCUGCCAGGGUGCAGAAGAAGUUGACCAACUCAGAGACUGGUGGUAAUUUUUGACAGGUGCAAGGGAAUAAGGACAUGAAGAUUUGCUGAGAUGGGUCCCUAUAGCACAGAUGAACGCAGCAGCUUUUGGAAAUUCAGGCCGCCUGUUUAGAAGCUUGAUAGGUUUGAGGAAUCUAAUCUGAGCCAUCAAACUUUGGAUAAGCUGGCCUGAAUACAAAGCCGUACAGAUCUUACUACCAUGUCUGGCAGGGGAGCAGUCUGUCAAGGGGCAGAUUUUCAGACAGAGGUAUUGCCAUUGAUUGGCCAGGUAUGAAGUAGUGUUUUUAUGCAGUGGGUCACUGUUGCCAUAUCUAAUUGUGUAUCUUUUGCAUCUUUAAAAUGUUUAUUAAUAUAUUUUAUACAAUGUUGGUUUUCUCCUACAGUGUAGGAUUUUCAUUAUUUUAACACUCAUACAGGGCUUUGUGUGGCCUGCUCUUUCAAAUAGAAGGAGUGAGGAAUCAGAGUAUCUUGCUCUGGAUGCGAUUAAAAUGUCACUAAUAGAACUAGAAAAGAACUACUACGUCUGAAUAAUAAGAGUGUUCCUGUGAAACAUUGCCAAAGAUUUAAAAGAUGGGAAAUCUGACAGAAACCUCUUCUGAAUACUAAGAGUGUUCAUUCAGCUUUUACAGUACUGUAAUAGAAAGUUCAAGUUAAGAUGCAAGGAGUGGAACUCCAGAUUUAAUGGGUUGGUUUACAUUAAUAUAUAUUUAAGAAGGAAAUGUACUUUAGCACAAGGUAAAUUAAACUGAAGAAUGUGAUUGGCUUAUGUUCUUGACAAGGAACAGAAAGCUAUUGUAUUUAUAUACUGAACAUGCACUUAUAUUUUACAGCAUGAUAUUGUUAACCAUUGUAAUGUAAUCAUUAGCUGCGCUAUAAGUAACUGGAUCAUUUUCUUGUCUGUAACUGUUCAUCUUCAAAUAUCGGGUGAGGAAGAAGGUGGCUUCACCUAAUGUUCUGUAACUUAAAUCUUCUGUAUCAAUAAAGACAACAAUAAUAAUCUUCUGCUUAUUAACU